Messenger RNA from Lampris incognitus (smalleye Pacific opah), 3556 nucleotides. RefSeq names its product WW domain-containing adapter protein with coiled-coil-like. Lineage: Eukaryota; Metazoa; Chordata; Actinopteri; Lampriformes; Lampridae. The coding region runs from base 356 to 1963 and encodes 535 amino acids. Gene Ontology annotation, molecular function: chromatin binding; RNA polymerase II complex binding. Gene Ontology annotation, biological process: regulation of autophagy; positive regulation of TORC1 signaling. The transcript is spliced from 13 exons. The record is from RefSeq and is a predicted model, not a curated record. Gene Ontology annotation, cellular component: nucleus.
UGGUGGAAGCGGGGGGCGGUGUGUACGGAACGAAUCGGAUCUACGUCGUUUUCUCUAUUUCCCAACUCUGCCGCUGCGCCUCUCGCUUGAGCUGCCUUAGUCAAGCUAAGAACAUAUCUAAACACGGUAGAUCAUGCGCUGAAUGUGUUUUGUUUAUUUGUCUUUUUUUGACGGACCAACCACUGAGCGAUGCUUGUGCUCGGCUCACAGCUCUUAGGCAUCUGUUUGGUAAGACAGAUAUAGUGGAAGAAAAUCUGCUUUAAACACAGGAAAAGAAAAGAGAAGAGGCUCCAGAUCAGACAGUCGAGAGGCCACAGUUCCCCCUCACGAUCACGCACACAUCACCACGGCCUUGAUGGUGAUGCAUGCAAGGAAACCAACGAGAGUCAGCGAUGGGUGCAACGACCGAAGGGAUUCACAAUCCUAUCAGACCCAUAAGUCUCAACCAAAAAGCCAGUCCAGCAGCCUUCUCCGUUAUGACAAGGUGCGAGAUGGGUCAUCGGACCCCACACCCCCCUACAAGAUUCUACGACGCUCAGACGAAAGUCCUGUCAACAGACAUGGUGAUGGUGCAGGACAUGGCAAGGCCAAAACAUCGUCUCACACACUUAGAGGAAAAAAUGGGACCACUGAUUCUCCCCAAGAGAAUUCUCACAACAGCAGCUCCCAACACAGCUCUGAUUCACAUUCCACUCAGAGCAAGCCCGCAGACAGGCGCCAAGACCCAGCCGAUGACUGGACAGAACACAUCAGCUCAUCUGGGAAGAGGUAUUACUAUAACUGUAGAACCGAGGUCUCCCAAUGGGAAAAGCCUAAGGACUUGCUUGAAAGAGAACGACAGAAGGAUUCUGCUAAGAUGGCGGCCAACAGCUUCCCCAAGGACAUGGACUACAGACAAGAGGCCUUGCAGGACAAAGCUACAUCAAAGAGCACUUCAGGAGAUCAGUCCACAGCAUCCAACUCCAGCCAUUCCAUCUCUUCCUCUUCUGUCUCUCAGAGCCUGAACUCUGUCUCUGGUGCUUCAGGCUCCACUCCUUCCAUCACUUCCUCUUCCUCUGUGCUUGUGCCGCCAGCUGCCCAAUCCCAGGCCACAGCCCUGCUCCAGGAUCCUGCCCUCCUCCAUCAGCUCCUCCCAGCGUUGCAGGCUACUCUGCAGAUGAACAACGGCAGCAUGGACAUGGCCAAGAUUAAUGAGGUCCUGGCGGCUGCUGUCACCCAAGCUUCCUUGCGGUCUAUGCUUCAUAAGCUCCUCACUGCUGGACCAUCUGCUUUCAACAUCACUGCUCUGCUCUCCCAAGCUGCUCAGCACUCCAACCAAGCAGCCCAGCAGUCCAGCCAGUCCCCAGUGUCUCUGACUUCAGAUGCCUCACCAAGGCCCUAUGUCUCACCACGGAAUGGCACUCCACAAACCAGCUUGAUGAGCCAGAAGUCCUUGCAAGGCAUGACCCCUGGUAUCAUCGGGUCUUCCCAAACCAGGGGCAAUGUGUCUUCAGGUAAACCAGGACCAAUCCUCCUGUCUCAGAUUUCUGUAGAGAAACGUCCGGAGGACCCUAGAACUCACCAACAGAGAAGCCAGGAGAUCCCAUCACCAGGACAAAACCACAUAUCUGGGGCCGGUGGGGCUGGGCUACCCGCCUCCUCCAGCACCACCAACCAAAGCCAGGCAGGUACGCCGGGCUCCUUCACUCCCUCCCUGGCUGCUCACUUUGAUGAGAACCUCAUCAGGCACGUUCAAGGUUGGCCGGGAGAACACACAGAGAAACAGGCGGCGCGGUUGCGUGAGGAUCUUCACAACAUGGGCAACUUGUACAUGUCUGAGAUCUGCACAGAGCUGAAGAACCUGCGCUCCCUUGUCAGAGUGUGUGAAAUUCAGGCCACACUGAGGGAACAGAGAAUCCUGUUUCUGAGGCAACAGAGCAAAGAGCUGGACAAGUUGAAGAAUCAGAACUCGUACAUGGUUUGAAAGCAUGACUGCAGAAUAUAGAUGGUUGGAUGAGAACGUAACAGAGGAAUAGCAACAGACAAGGGCAGCCAGCACCUGGAGGCUGCACUAAUAGCGUGCUAUGUUCUCUCUACAAGGCUCAGAGAGAGAGAGGCCUGGGAGCAGGAAACUGGAUAUGGCUUAAGGCAGAGCGUGGCUCUAAACAUGAAGCUCUACCAUCCUGAAAAUGUCUGUCUACUUUUCUCCACCCUGUGAUUUGUCCUCGAUUUCCAGAAUGGACCGAAGGUGAUGGUUCACGAAGUAGGACACUUCUAUAAGUGAACAGUGACAACUUUAGGGAUGGGGCCUUGGCUUUUUGACAUGGGAGACUUUUCAAAUGGCACCUUUUAGACUUGUGAACUCUUGGAUUAUGUUUAUUGUUCUGGAUUACCUUGUUUCUGAUGUUCUGAUGUAUAGUGGUAAGGAAAGUUAUUAAUUCCAUUCCCCAGAAAAUGAAUUUCAUAAAAAAGUGACUCAAAUCACAAGUCAAACGGGUGCUGAAACCAUGUCUGUGGGCCGAACACACAUUCCCUUCAAACUCAUCAAAUGGACUCGAUAGUAAUGACUCAUUGACUCAUUUGGAUGGAUUCAGAUGUAGUGACAUUUACCAUUUUGCUUUUUACUCACAAUGUACUAAUUGAUAAUAUUCCCUAUGCCAGUGUGUGUUGGAGCUUAUUGUUCCAACAUAUAAGAAUAUGAGAUUAGCCCAAAGGCCAGAUAGCUUUGAAACGGGGAACGUGUGCUUGAUUUAUCCUCUCUAAAGGUUAGGAGCUGAUGUUAAGGUUACAGUGUCAGUGAGGUGCAGCUAGGUAUAUCAGAAACACCUCUUAUGUUUCAAAGCUUGUUUAAAAACAUAUAGUUUUGGACCUAAUUGGGCUCUAGACUCACAUCAGGUUAGCCCAGACUGCUUGUUUUCUGGUCCCCACUUUCAGCAGUCUAUCUUUUUGUAUUGUCGUUAAUGUUAUGUUUCUAUCACAAGUGGGCAAGUGUUUUUCUUUUGUGCAGCUUCACAAGAUGGUGUUGAAGAAUAGAUAGAAAAAAAAUGUAAAGGUUCUGAUUUUUACAGUCAUGUAAACUAAAUUAUUGUUGCACAUUAUUGAUUACGUCCUUAUAGUGAUAAUGAAGAAGAUGGAAAUACAUUUUUUUUUCUCUCGACCAAUUCAUCAUCUUGUCUUGGUUCGGCUAUCAAGGCUGGUGUCACUGGUUUAAAUUGACUCUAGCCGUAUUCGGCUAGCUUUUUUUUUUUAUAGAGUUCAUUCAUUAUGAGCUGGUGUACUUUUUUUAUAUAAAUAAGAGAUUUCACGUGAAACUGCGAUCAUACUCUACAUCCACACAACUAGCUCUCAGAUCUGUAGGUUACUCUGUACCCUGUCCUUUCAGAAAAGGAAGGACUGGAGGUAGUUGUUCCAUCAGUUGUGACUCUGGUGGGCAGGUUUUGUCUGAUGCACACACUUGUUUUGGCUGUAGGGCAGGGGAAGGACAUUUCUGUGGGGUAGAGAAGCUUUGUAUAUUAUUCCAUAAAGUAUAAGAAAAUAAAAUAUUCUACCACACUCCCAUGUUUUACAUUGUUUUGUU